AUGUAUCCUAGAGGGCCUAAUCAGCAUCAAAGGCCAGUCCAGCAGACGCAAAGACCAGUGAUUCAACCUCAAAGAGCACCUAUACAACAGCAAAGAACCCAACUUGCUCCAAGAAAUCAACCCUCAUUAUCCCAAGAAACUCUAGAACAGCAGCGAAGAAAGGUAGCAGAUAAAUUAAUUGCUGAUUGCUAUUCUAAAAGAAUUCUUGAUAGAAGUGGUAAGCCAUGUGUUGAAACCUCAUAUCAAACACAUGUUAGUAUCAAGGAAUACUCGUCAUUUCCUUCACGUCCUCCCCCAGAUAACCUUCCGCCUAGUCAAAUUGGAACCGUCAAAGACCGUGUUUUGGUUCUCUGCAUCAAAUAUUCUGGUAGAGUCUUAAUACAGAAGGGUAAAUAUAAUGAAAAUAAAGACGUAUAUCAAAUCGGUCGUACAUGGGACAUGGACGAAUUAAAAACCAUUACUAAAUGUGGAAAAGAUGGCAUUAUUUUAACGUUGAAUAAAGAUUACUAUUGGAGUGUAGAGGGAGGUGCAGAAAGAGUUUGGAAGUUUGCAAGGUUUUUGACGAAUGCAUACGGUGGAUUUAUGGGUAGAUACCCAACUUUGAAUGGUUUUUCUAUUGAAGAUUUUAAAAUAUCGCCUUCUCCACAGAAAAAACAUUUAGGAAAUUCUUCUCCUAGUAUGGGCGGAAAUGAUAGUGGUAACGAUAUUGUUGUUAAUGAACCACAGCCACAUCCUCAGUUAUUGAAAACCAAAUCUUUGAAAAGAAAGAACUUACCAAAACCAGUUUUACCACCGCAACCUCUUCCUCAACAAAUAUAUCACGAGCACGGAAAACAAAACGAUUUCUAUAAAGAUAUGGAUUUUACUGCAAAUGGAAAGUUACCUUCUAAACCUAUGAAAGUAAUGCAAGUUGAUAGACCUUCAACGUCAUCACUUGACCAGGUGGAUAAUCAGAAUUCAUCGGCAAAUAAAUUGAACCAAUCGAAAGAAUUACAAAAUACAAAUGAAGAAUUUGUUGAUAAUUAUAUCACUUUUGAUGACAAGGAACCGUCGAAUACUCCAUCUACGCCCAAACGUGAAUCUAAACAUCCGUAUCAAGUCAAUUCUCCGCUUAGAAGCUCCGAUACUACUCAGGAUUCACAAAAUUUUGUUUUCCAUGCUGAUAAUACAUAUUCCCCUGAAAAGCUUAGAGAAUAUGUGAAAGCAAAUGAAGAGAAAUCUACUUCGCCAUUGAGAAACUAUAAACCUAGACGAAUCUCCACCGAAGUUGAGCAAAGAAAAGUAUCUGAGCCUUUAGAGUCGGCAGCCGCCUUAGGUAUUAGACUUGAAGAGCAGCUUCAUAAUGUUCCAGAUAAAGAUACUUCUGCGGAUUCUGCUCAUUCCUUCCAAGUUCCCGCUAGAAAUGUUUCGCCUGACUAUAGUAUCGAGGAAGUUGAAAAUGAUAGUGAUGAGGAACAAGAACCCCAACGUAGAGCUUCAGCCUUUGAUAGUAAGCAGGCUCCUGUCAAUCGAGAAGAACCUAUUACUCAGAUUGAUAACAAAUCUGCCAACACUCAUGUAAAUAACACGAUCGAUUCUUCUAUACAAGAUAUUGAAAAUUACAUGGAUUCUCAGCUUUAUUUUGCUCCGGGUGAUGAAUCGGUUGAUAACUCAAGACAAAUCAGUCAAAAUGAGACGCUUGAAAGCAAUAUUAGUCAAAGGGAAAUUAGUGAGGAUGAUAUAAUACCUAGCUUACAACAAGGGAAUGAUCUGGACUUUAGAGGACAUCAAUUAGAAGAUGAAACAAUAUCUACACAAGAAUAUACUGAACAAUCGGAAGUUGGAUUGAAUAUUGAUAAUAAAGGUUCUGAAUUUCAAAGAGAAAAAGAUGCGGAGUUGGAAGAAAUCUUAGAUGAGGUUAAUUGGUCUAUAUCAGAUAACAGUGAUUCCUUGAUUAGAAAGUUGACGAAGGAAUUAAACAAUGUGAAAUUUCGUAAUGUUAAGGAUUUAGUUACAUUGGAUUUUAGCAAAGAUUCAGUUUCUAAUGAUGUAACAACUUCAUUGAGUGAAAUCGAGAAUUUAACACAUAUUUUCAAAAAAAUGGAAAUAGACUUUAAAUUUCUUGGUCCCGAAGUCAACUUGAUUGAAAAUAAUUCUAAAGGUCUUCAAGUGAAGUCUGUUAAUAAGAAAUUAUUAUACAAUGAUUUGAGCAGUAUAUUGAAUAAGGUUAGCAUGCAUUCCGACGAUUUACGAGCUAUCGAAUCAUUUAGGGAAUUUGAUCGCUUAAAUAAAUUAGAGGCUAUAGAAGUUAAAUUGGUUGGCUUAUUUAAUGCCUUAGAAACUAUUAGACUUGAUUAUAAUGAAAACACCGAUAGUUUAAGUUCUAUGAGGGCGUUGAGGCAAUAUCAAUCAAAUUAUGAGCACGUCACAGCUAGCUUUAUUAGACAUUUUAGUCGCUUCAUAAAAGAUCAGUUCGGAUUAUUAUCUCAACAAAUGAUGCAAAAUAUGGAUGAUUUUUAUCCUCAAGCAAUGUUUAGAGAACUUAACAAUCUUUUAAUAUAUUCAGGUUAUACCUACUUCGUUAAGGGUGUCUCUCCAAGCGAUUUUCAAGAUAUAAAUGGGAAUUUCAAUCUUUUGAUGAGCGAUUUCUUGGAGAGAAUGAUUACUCACAAGUUGAAAAAUUUGAAGUUUUCCUCUUCAUCAGUAUCUGCACAUCUAUCUCAAUCUUUAGAUAGUGAUAUGCCUUUAAAGAAAUCUAGAACAUUAAGAUUAUCUACAAGACGAGAAAAGCAUAUUAGCAAAGUCAAUCAAGAAGAAUUACAAGGCUUAAAGCAAAAUAAGAAUUCUAACGAAAUCGAUGAUCCAAAAGCAAUUGUUGACAUAAUAAAUAGCACGAGAGAUGUGAUAUUUGUAUUACAAUAUAUCACUGGUAGACUAUUCCAUUAUGAUAGUAAUAUCAUCGAUUUUAACGAGUAUUGCCAAAACAAGCCUUAUCCAGAAAGGCGUGCAACUCUUGAUAAUCCAUCAUUGGAUAUAGAUGAUGAUAUGAGUUAUUCAAAUGACUCGAUUUCCAACUUGAAUGCCGUGUUCGGUGGAUACAUUAAUAUCUUCAUGAAAAAAGUUACCCCAACAGAAUUAAAUAUACCAUUACUUUUAUGUUAUUUGCAAAAUUUGCUUGAUGAAAAUAAGAAAUCAAAUCAAGAAUUCUUAUGUUUUAAUUUUUUGAAAAAGGCUUCUGACAAGUUUAGACUUAUUUGGUCCAAAUUCAUCAAGUCUCAAUUAAGCCUAUUGAACAAAUCCGCGAUAAUUGCUCAUUGUGGUAUAUUGCCAGCAAUCAAGAAUGUUAAUCAAGUGUUAUUGGUUACUGAAUCGUCUUUAGACCAACCAGGUAGACUCUUUGGUAGUCUUGACCAGUCCCAAGUCAGAGCAAUGUUAGCAGAAUCCUAUAAAGAAAUCUCUGAAGCUACUAUUCACUUGUUUAUGAGAGAUGAUCCGUUAUUGAAGAACCACGAUUUUGAUGAUAAAGAAAGAGAGCAUCGUAACGUCAGCAUAAUCCAAAACAUAUUCUAUCUUACUGAACAGUUAGCAGUUUUCAGUUCUCCGGGCAUAACCAAAAUGAGAUCACAAUUGAAUUCUGUCUUCAAUAAGGUUUUAGAAUCGUACUUCAAUAAGCUCCUUCACAAAAACAUUGGUAAGUUGGUGGAAUUCGUUGAUAAUUACGAAGCGUUGGUUAAAAUGAAUAAUGGCAAGCCUAAGAAAUACAAUAAAAAAUACGUUAAAUCAUUAUUGACCGGGUAUACUUCAAAGGAUGUAUCCGUUAAAGCUGCUGAAAUUUUCAGGAAAUUAGAGAAGCAUUUCAUAACUGGUAGUGAUAUGUUUGAAAAGGAUUUACUAGACAAAUUAUGGACAGACAUGGAAGUUCAAUUUAUUGAUUACUUUUCGAGAUUAAAUAAUAUCCUUAAAAAUGACUUCGAUAGAGAAAUUGACUAUGCAAUCUCCAGGCAAGACAUACACUCUAUAUUUGUAUCUAUUCACUAA
Messenger RNA from Debaryomyces fabryi, 4017 nucleotides. It is a transcript of the gene SEC3, whose product is annotated as GTP-Rho binding exocyst subunit. Bases 1 to 4017 code for a protein of 1338 amino acids. NCBI's taxonomy places the organism in Eukaryota, Fungi, Ascomycota, Pichiomycetes, Serinales, Debaryomycetaceae. The record is from RefSeq and is a predicted model, not a curated record. Gene Ontology annotation, cellular component: plasma membrane; exocyst. Gene Ontology annotation, molecular function: phosphatidylinositol-4,5-bisphosphate binding. Gene Ontology annotation, biological process: exocytosis; Golgi to plasma membrane transport. The transcript has a single exon.